Molecule: messenger RNA, 856 nt
Organism: Drosophila virilis
Lineage: Eukaryota; Metazoa; Arthropoda; Insecta; Diptera; Drosophilidae
Source: RefSeq, a predicted model, not a curated record
ACCUCCAGUCUUUAUACGUGUUAAGAGGCAAAUAAAUAUGAAACUGUUUGUGGCUCUACUGGCACUCGUUGCCUGCGCAAAUGCUGCUGCUGUGGGCGAGCCAAUUAGUGAGAGGUCCAUCUCCAGCACAGUUGUGGAUGUGAUUGAGGGUGUGAAGGAGCAGAUGCCUUGUGGUUUCCCAGGUGCCGGCAUUCCACCAAUUGCACCACUCAGAAUCAAUCACAAGAAUAUCGACAUCGACACGGAUGCCGUGAAGAUGAAGGGCAGUGUGGAUCAUUUCCGUCUAAAUGGUCUCAACGAAUUCGAUAUUGAUGAGAUGAAGGUGAAUGCGAUCACCAGCAAGGUCACCUACAAGUUCAACUUCCGUGAUGUCAAUGUGGAUACCACCUAUGACAUGGAGAUGCAGUUGAAGAAAUACGGCUUCACCAUCAAAAUGAUUGGUGCCGGUCACGCCAAGUUUGCCAUCAAGGAUAUGGUCAUUUGGGGCACCAUGAAAUACUCCCUGGGCAUGCUCUCCGGCAAACUGAGCCUCAAGUCUCUGGAGGUGCGCACCCAUUUGGGUGAGGUUGACUCCGAGAUCGAGGGUCUACUCGGCGACGGCACUGUGAACGUGAAGAUGAACGAAUAUCUUGCCGAGGCCGUCGAGAUGGUCAUCAAUGAGAACGAGGAUCUAAUUGCCGAAACCAUCGAGCAGGUUGCCCUGCCCGUGGUCAACAACGUUUUGGAUGAUGUCAACAUCACCGAUGUCAUCGCCGGUGGUGAGGGUGGUGAGAAGGAGGUCUGCAUUCCCCCAGAGUUAGACUGGUAAACAAUGUGAACGCUUCAUAUUUGAUUAAAAGUUUCUUUACAAAAAAAA